AUGGGAGUCGGACCUUCUCGAUUAUCUGAAAGCAUUGCUCUCUAUUUGGGCUCAAUACGGGAUGCGACUGAUAAGAAAAAGCUAAGCGGCGCUGAAAUCACUCAUCUAGUCAGCAUCCUCUCAAACAAACAGAUCUCUCAAAUGAGAAAAUCGACGAGUGAUAAAUUUACAGAGCCACUGUUUGAAGACAGAAGUCAGCGAAAACGAUUGCUGAUUGCAGAAGACGAUCAUAAAAACUCAAACCUAUCGAAGCACUUUGAGGAAACAUCGGAAUUCAUCCACAGAGGCCUUUGGAUUGACCAUGGGAAUUUACUAAUUCAUUGCAUGAUGGGAAAAUCUCGCUCAGCAACAAUUUCAACCGCGUAUUUAUGCACUAUUACUGGGCUACCCUGGCUUACAGUAUUGAACUCUUUACGCUUUUGCCGCGAGGUAGUCGAUCCAAACGAGGGGUUCAAAGAACAACUCCGGCUAUACGAAGAAAAUGGAUUAUUCGAGCGCGAUUCUCACAAGCUCGGGCAAAUUCACACCAUUGAUCAAGAAAUCCUCGAUAAAUUGAAGAAAGAGAUCGUUAAUAAUGCUGAAAAUUAUCUACAGAAAACGCGCCGGCAAAACGCACGGAACAAGGAAAUUGAAACGGUUCUGUACACAAAGUAA
Molecule: messenger RNA, 654 nt
Organism: Oikopleura dioica
Lineage: Eukaryota; Metazoa; Chordata; Appendicularia; Copelata; Oikopleuridae
Source: the annotation of a GenBank genome assembly